Zerene cesonia (dogface butterfly) is the source of this 1312-nucleotide messenger RNA. RefSeq lists its product as uncharacterized. The coding region runs from base 125 to 1300 and encodes 391 amino acids. Gene Ontology annotation, biological process: positive regulation of Notch signaling pathway. The transcript has 2 exons. Gene Ontology annotation, cellular component: nucleus. The record is from RefSeq and is a predicted model, not a curated record. NCBI's taxonomy places the organism in Eukaryota, Metazoa, Arthropoda, Insecta, Lepidoptera, Pieridae.
UAUAAAAAAUCACCUAUAAAGUAAAAACUAGUUACUUGUUGUUUCGGAUUCACGAUAUAACAGGAUCAUUAACACAUGUUCAAUAACAUACAAAUAGAAAUAAAAAAAGUCCUGAGAAUAUAAAAUGCUGGACCCAUGGAAUGAUCAAUCAUUGUUACCGCCGCCGAUAAACACAUUUUUUUGUAAACACAAAUUAGAUUUAAAAGAAUUAACCUAUACUACAAACAACAUAGUUCAUAUUUUAUCUAGGCAAUCCCCUUUACACAAAGAAAGUGCUAUAUUAUCCAGAUUCUUAUACAAAUUUGACAAGAAAUUUCGAAAUGAUAUUGGUUACCGUAAUUUUAAGAAGGUAAAUACAGCACUGAAGAAAUAUUUGACUUUAAACCUUUUGAAGGAUGUAGAAAAUUUUUCAUCGUAUUUACCAAAAGAAAACGACAAUGAACUAUAUCUACCUACGAGGCAAAUGCUAGAAUACAUUUUAAUAAGAAUUGUGUCAUUUUCUAAAUUGAUGCUCAGAAUUGUAGUUUGCUCCAAGCAAUCUGCUAUUUUUUACUUAGAUAGAAUAAAGCGAGGAGAGAGUCAUUGGAUGUGUCUAAUGCCCUAUGCGUUACUGAGUAGAAUAUGGUCAAUGUCCCUUGUGCUGUUACAACAUUCAUGCAAUUGGUAUAAUCAGCUCCAUCAAGUUGUAGAUAAGCUUGAAGUAAAAGGCUUACCUUUUUUACCUCUAGAUUAUAAAUUACCUGAUGAUUUGGAGGAAUGGUUAGAUAUGAAAAAUUUAAACAGCCAUUGCAGCUUUAACUGGACUUGUAAAAUUAAAAUUAACAUUGAAGCAAUUGCAAUGGAAGAUGAUUCUGGAGAUUUAUGUGAGAGUAUUUUGGACUAUGUAAGUCAGAUCAAUGAAAAUACAGACACCGCUGAUGAACAUGAUAUAAAAUUACCUUCUAUUAUUGAAACAUUUCAUACUGAAGAUGUACAACUAAAACAGUCUGAUGUAGGUGUAGCAGUUCCUAGAAAUAUUUUAGGUAAAUCUGCAGAUCCACCAGUGGGCAAUAAAAAUAAAGCUGCUAUUCACUCAAUUGACACAGUAACAAAUUUUAAUUCUUUAAAAGACUUUAUCAAUAAAGAAGAAGUUUUAAGGAAUGAAUUAAAUGAUAAUGCCUUAACCAGUCAUCUUAGUUUUAUGCAAUGGCAAGCAUUAAAAACUUGUUUGCUUAAUCUUGAUACCAAUAAGAAUGUACCCCGGAAGCUACAGAGGAAGGUCGAAAGAAUAUGGCAAGAAAAAUGUUUGGAUUACAAAUAAAACAAUGGAAUA